AUGGGCUUCCUCAGCCAAAUUCGCAAGUUUGACGCGUACACCAAGCCAGUCGAGGAUUUCCGCGAAAGGACUGUCACCGGCGCCGUAAUUACGAUAUGCUGCAGUCUUCUUUGCAUGCUGCUCUUUUUCUCAGAGCUGAAUUAUUAUUUGACGACUGAGGUUGUAUCGGAGCUACGAGUGGACAAUACUCGCGGGGGCAAGCUAGUGCUAAACCUGGAUCUGACAGUAGCUGGUUUGCCAUGCAACUACUUUUCGAUCGACGCGAUGGAUUUGACGGGAGACAGAGCAGACGCGGAACAUCAGCUAUUCAAGACGAGGAUGAAGGACGGAAAAGAAGUUUCGAACUCGGAGAAGGUCGAAGAAAUCAACGCGCAAAAGCUUCAAGAUGAAAAGAAAGAAGAAGAAACCGGCCUGGCGUUGAAAGAAGACGAGUGCCAAAGUUGCUACGGUGCGGAAACGGAGGAACACCCCUGCUGCAAUUCCUGCGAAGAAGUCCAACAAGCGUAUAGAAACAAGGGCUGGGCGUUUGAUUCUAGCGCUCAGCAGUUCUCCCAGUGCGUCAACGAGCAUUUCAACUUGGAAGAAGAGCUGAAAAAGACGCUGGGAGAGAGUUGCCGCGUUCACGGACAUUUGGAAGUAAAUCGAGUUUCUGGAUCGCUGCAGAUUUCGCCUGGAAAGACGCUCGUUUUAGAUGGAAGCGUUGUUCACGAUAUUCGAGGGAUGAAGCACAUGAAUUUCGAUACUAGCCACACAAUCCAUCACUUGAGCUUUGGCGAAGUCUUCCCCGGCCAAGAAAAUCCACUGGACAACUCCGAACACAAAGCUGAGGCGCUGAACAUGGCCUGGCACUACAACUUCAAGGUGAUCCCAACCGAGUUCCGUAAACUGGACGGAACGCAGACGGCGACGAAUCAAUUCUCGGUGACGCGGCAUGAAAAAGCGCUCAGCCAGAUGAGCAGUCGACUUCCAGGCAUCAACUUUCACUUCGAAAUUGCGCCUAUUGCAGUUAUCAAGACGGAGACUCGCCGAUCGUUGGUUCAUUUCGCCACGUCAGUUUGCGCGAUCAUCGGCGGCGUCUGGACGAUUUCUUCGAUCCUCGACUCCUUCAUCCACCGAACGAACAAGCUUUUGAUAAAGACCGAACUCGGCAAGGCCGAAACUCUUGGAAUGGAAAAGCCGCGACGAAGCUCUAAUCCAAGAGCACGAAAAACGCCUCAACGCCCAGGCCGAGUCGAACUCAGCAGUGGCGCACUUUACGAAGCAUCACUUACAAAACGCGCGAUUCCGGUGCGCCGGCCACGGGAAAAGAAAGGAAGCUUCUGCUUCAACUUGAGCAAGGACAAGCGCUCGUGGGAGGCGGCCGAGCAGAGAUGUAACAGACAGGGUGGAUCUUUGGCGGUGAUCAAGGACGAGGACACAAUGUUGUUUAUCACGAAUUUGAUCAGAGGCAGCUCUUAUGACACUUCCUACUGCGUUGGAUUGUCGUUGGACGAAGAAAGCGAUCGCCUCAGCUGGGUGGCCAAUACGACCGUCACUGACAGCUCUUUCCAAAACUGGUAUGGAGAAAUCCGCCCCACACGCUCGGAGCGGUGCAUUCAGUCCGCGGGCCUGCAAUUCGGCUACAAAUGGUACCCUUCAAAAUGCGACCGCGAGUUCCGCUACAUUUGCCAAGUCAAAUCCCUUUUUUGUAAAUCUGCUUCUUUCACUUGUCCUACAACCUGCCACAAUCUCUUCAAACUGUACAUCGAUAAUAAAACAAGAUUACUGCACCUUUUUCUUUCACUUUUUUCAUCUUAA
Oikopleura dioica is the source of this 1797-nucleotide messenger RNA. The record is from the annotation of a GenBank genome assembly. NCBI's taxonomy places the organism in Eukaryota, Metazoa, Chordata, Appendicularia, Copelata, Oikopleuridae.